GAUGUCCAUCUCAUGGUGUUUCUCUCUUUUCAGGCACUGCUUCUGUUGCAGUCGCUGGCAUCUUUGCAGCCCUAAGGAUCACAAAGAACAAGCUCUCUGACCAUAAGUUUGUUUUCCAAGGAGCUGGAGAGGCUGCCAUGGGCAUAGCUCAUCUCAUCCUCAUGGCCAUGGAAAAGGAAGGAAUUUCACGAGAGGAUGCCAUCAAAAAAAUUUGGAUGGUGGACUCCAAGGGACUGAUUGUGAAGGGCAGGAGCAACCUGAACCAUGAGAAAGAAAUGUUUGCCCAGGACCACCCCAGUGUGAACACGCUGGAAGAGGUUGUGCAGCAAGUGAAGCCGACAGCAAUUAUAGGUGUUGCAGCCGUUGCAGGAGCUUUCACUGAGAAGAUUUUGAAGGCCAUGGCAGCCUUCAAUGAGAGACCCAUCGUGUUUGCCCUAAGCAACCCCACCAGUAAAGCGGAGUGCACAGCGGAGCAGUGCUACCGCCUCACCGAGGGCCGGGGAAUAUUUGCAAGUGGGAGUCCAUUCUCAAAGGUGACCCUGCCCAACGGACAGACCUUCUUCCCUGGCCAAGGAAACAAUGCUUACGUCUUCCCAGGAGUGGCACUGGGAGUCAUUGCCUGCGGAGUGCGGCACAUCUCUGAUGACAUCUUCCUCAUCACAGCAGAGUCUAUUGCUGCCGAGGUGACAGAGCAGAAUCUUGCAGAGGGAAGACUCUAUCCCCCCUUGGACAGCAUCAGAGAAGUGUCUCUCAAAAUCGCAGUGAAA
Messenger RNA from Eurypyga helias (sunbittern), 767 nucleotides. Its product is annotated as NADP-dependent malic enzyme, mitochondrial-like. Gene Ontology annotation, molecular function: NAD binding; malate dehydrogenase (decarboxylating) (NAD+) activity; malate dehydrogenase (decarboxylating) (NADP+) activity. The transcript is spliced from 6 exons. Lineage: Eukaryota; Metazoa; Chordata; Aves; Eurypygiformes; Eurypygidae. Gene Ontology annotation, biological process: pyruvate metabolic process; malate metabolic process. The annotation marks the transcript as partial. The record is from RefSeq and is a predicted model, not a curated record. Gene Ontology annotation, cellular component: mitochondrion.